CCGAUGGCAAGAUUACACUGAUCAAUAAUUCGAGUUGUCACUUUGUUGUCCUCCUCCAGCAAUUGCAGAAUUCUCAAGAUAUCCACACUCGCGAGCUAAUCACGCGCGAUUUGGUUUCGAAUUAGCUCUCAAGUUUGGCAUUGAUUCCACCAGGCGAGAUGAGAUGCCUCGGGCUCGAACAUGGAGAAAUUCACGUCUCGGCCUAAUUUAGAAGGAAGUCACGGAUUUCAGAAGGUCGAUCUCGGCAGCGGAGUUUAGUGUCGUGAAUUCGGUGGCGGUGCAGACAUGUGCGGGUGACCAGGACGAGUGCGACCUGCUCUGUGGGCAGAGACCGCAGCAGACAUGGCGAGCGAUUGAGUCUGGAGGUGGUGGGGCAACUGUUGGAGCGGAAACAAUGCAGAGGAAGGAGGAGACCUCGCGGAGGUCUCUUGUGGGCCGUGCGCCUCUGCGAAGAGCACGUCAGCCGGAGUUGCAGGUCUGGAAGCCACGUCGGGAGGAGGAUAUUGUCUGCUUUGUGCAGAUUGUUCCCUCCAGUGCUGUAGUGAAUUUCAGACGCUUAUAAGCAGGCUUGAUCUCCUGGAGCCUUGUGCAUGUGUCGGGUUUGAUCGCGCUGUGCUUCACGGAUGUGCUCUCGAGCGAUCAUCGCCCCACAGCACCCUGGCAAACAACGGUCCGUCCGACAUGAUAUUGUAAAGUAACUCGAACCCGAAAUCGAACUCGUCUGAUGAUGUUGUAAAACGCUCCGAGCUCCGCUUCUCGAGCUGGCACUUUUCUUCGCUUCGUUCCGCGUCCGACGAGAGGUCGUCCUGCGAUCAGACUUGGUUCGAAUAUCAUUGAGAUGUGGAAGGCCGAGCAACAACAACAAGAGUGACCAACCGAUUAGGGAUGGCGGACUCACUCAGGCAGCCUCUGCUGAACGGAGAGGAUCAGAGCCGGGUGAACGAUGUGGCUCCACAGACGCCUCAGCAAAAUGGGAACGGAAUCGCUUCAGGAGCAGGUCAGAGUCCGGCCAAAGACUUGGCCCGCGUCGAGAGCUUUGUAUCUCGAAUCAUCAGUUCGAUUGGCGCGUACUUGGGCAAAAUCGGCAAGGAGUUGCAGAAUUCGAAGCAACCUGCCAAGGCAGGGCUGGCCGCCGCACUGUGCUCCCUGCUGUGCUUCGCACCGCCUCCUUUUCACAUCUUCAACAGGAACGGGGUCUGGGCGGUGGUGACCGCGGAUGUGGUCCUGGAAGCGAAUGUGGGGCUCACCAUCAGCAAAGGAUUGAAUCGUACUUUCGGCACACUGGCAGCAGCAGCUCUGGCUUUGGGAGUGAAUUACUUCGCUGUGUACCUCGGAGUGUAUGAGCCCUUUUACAUCAUGGGCUGGGUGUUCUUUGGAGCCGGAUUGGCCACCAUGUUCAAGUUCAGGCGCCCCUUCAAGGACCGAUGGAAUUAUGCAGUUGCCAUGUCCAUGAUCACUUUCCACAUUCUGAUCCUUUCCAAAUCCGAUUACAAGGACAAAGUCGUGUUGCCCCUGAUUCGGCUGGCGACAAUUAUCAUCGGAUUUCUGACCAUGUCCUUGGUCAACUUGGGCAUCGCUCCGAAAUAUGCCGGGUCGAGCAUCAACGAGCUGGUUGGCAAGAAUUUCAAAAAGGCCGGCACGGUUCUGGAGCGUUGUGUGUCAUUCUACUUGGACGGCAAAGUGCUGGAUCAAGUGGGAGACAUUUUGACUGGCAAAAAGCAAGACGACAACAUCCACAAGUCCUUCACGGAGAUGGUCGCCACGGACGCCGACUGCGAUAAGCUUUUGAAAGCAGUGCCAUUCGAGCCGUGUCACGGGAGAUUCUUCUAUGGAUAUCCGUGGGACAUGUACACGGAUGUGGCAGAUAACCUGCGGUACACGCUCUACGACGUCAUAGCGUUGGAUUCAUGUCUGCGUGCUGAGAUCCAGGCCCCCGACGACCUGCGCAGUUUCUGCAAGGAGGAGAUUACGAAUAUAGGGAAAGCAUGUGCCGAGAUUUUUAAUCUCCUGGGCGAGAGCUUCGAACGCAUGCGUCAAGUCGAUUGUGCAGACCAUCUGAAGCAAGCCGAAGACUGGGUUAUGCUUCUCCAACACAAGAUAGCCAAACACAGCCAGGUCAUAUUGGGCGGCGCUAUGAAAAGCCAUUCUGGUCACGACCUUCGGCCGGGAGACAAGCCUUUUCAGGAGGUGGAGGUACCGGACUUCGAUGAGGCUUACCCGUUUUCUUACUCAGAGUCCGUGAUGAAUACCCCAGCACAGACACUGGGCUACCUGAUCACUCCUACCAUUACCCCCACCCAUUCGUUCUUGGCAAAUGGCAGAGUCGUAGAAGGGUAUCAACCAUUGGAUGAAGCAAGGAAGCGAGAACUGAAACGAGAAACGAAAGCCAGGAUAUCUGCUCUUUCCCUGAUAAAAUUUGCCUCCCUUCUGAUAGAAUUAGUUGCCAAAGCCAAAUAUUUGGCCGACCUUGUAACAGAGCUUGGAAUAAGCGCUCACUUUGACAGUCCCUCUCCUCCUCCUUCCAAUGUUUCGACCCCAAAAGCCAGUAUGCAUCACGUGUAAUGUGUUCCAGCAUUAGCAUAUUUAUUUCCUAGUUCCUGCCUUGUCCAAGGUUGCCCCUUCGCUCCAUCAUCUACUUUACACGAAUGUUUACUUCUCCCCAGGGGAGUAGAGACGGUCCGGCCCGGGUUGUGAGCUCAUUUCAUUCGAAAUAUCCAUUCACGCUAUUAGCUCUUGCACUCCAGGAUAGCAAGAUCGCUCGCGGAGAUGUAGUCAUGGGUGCUUGUACAGGCGGUAAACACUGCCAUGCGCACGGCCGAUCAAUCUCGUCGACCAGCAAUUAGAUUCUAAAGGCAGUCGGGUCAGGGUCGUUGUCACGAUAUUUAGUUUAUUUGCAUCCACAUACUUGUACUGAAACGUAACAUCAAAAGAGAAAUACUUUCAGGCGAGAUCCGAUGGGAUCUCCAGCAGAUUC
Molecule: messenger RNA, 2974 nt
Organism: Marchantia polymorpha subsp. ruderalis
Lineage: Eukaryota; Viridiplantae; Streptophyta; Marchantiopsida; Marchantiales; Marchantiaceae
Source: the annotation of a GenBank genome assembly